AAAUCACCAGGUGAUUCAAACCACACAUAGAUGUCAAAGAAAUGAAGAAAAGUGACAUUAGUGAAGAGCAAACAGACUCUUGAUGUGAUGAAUGAUGUUCACAGGUGGCCGAAGACGUUGGCCGGUUUCAUGGCCUUCCUGCCGUGUGCCAAGUCCAGCUCUGGCUCCGCCCCUCAAGUGAAAAGGGCGUGGUCCCGACCUGACUCCGCCCCUCAGGAGAAAAGGGCGUGGCGCAGGUGUGACCACACGGGCCGCUGGGCGGAGCACGACUACAACCAGUGCUCAUACACCAGCCAGUUCACCCGCAGCCUGCAUGAGCUCACACAGCUGUCGGUGAACGUCUCCAGUGCUCUGAUGUUGGCGCAGCAGCUCUCGUCUCUUCAAGCCACCUCAGCGGCGCUGUUUGGAGACGUGAUGGAUGUGAUAUUCGUCACUCAUCUGGUAGAGAGACUCACACGUCUGGUGGAUCACGUCAGAGAGUUGGCCGAUCACGUGUUGGACGUGGCCAGUAACAUGAUGGCGGUGGAGGAACAUGUUCUGUGGAUGGCUCAGAGCGAGGCUCGAGCGUGUACACGGAUCGUCCAGUGUGUGGAGCGGAUCGCAGACCUCACGCUCAGCGCAAACACCACCGGCAUCUCAAAGGUUUCGGUGAACAUCGCUCUGGAGGCUCUGCUGCUUCGGCCGGACGCUCUCAUGGGUUUAUUGUGUACGGUGGAGCAGCGUUUGCCUCUGCUGCCCCCGCUGGCCGACUCUUCACAGCACAACACCCUCCUCAACUUCAGAUGCCACACGCUCAACGUCUCCGGGUCACCUGUGGGUCAGCUCAGCCAGAGCACGGUGGCCAUUCGCCUCCAUACAUUUCCCGCUGGCUACCCGUCGGUCUGUGCAGAACUCCACCUGUAAGCUGCAGCUGAUCGUCUUCCGCAAUGGAAAACUCUUUCCGUGCACGGGGAAUUCGUCAAAUCUUGCGGACGAUGGCAAGCGCAGAAGCGUUUCGACACCAGUUGCGUUC
Messenger RNA from Cyprinus carpio (common carp), 1012 nucleotides. Its product is annotated as adhesion G protein-coupled receptor A3-like. Gene Ontology annotation, biological process: cell surface receptor signaling pathway. The transcript has 5 exons. The coding region runs from base 88 to 903 and encodes 271 amino acids. Gene Ontology annotation, molecular function: G protein-coupled receptor activity. Lineage: Eukaryota; Metazoa; Chordata; Actinopteri; Cypriniformes; Cyprinidae. The record is from RefSeq and is a predicted model, not a curated record. Gene Ontology annotation, cellular component: glutamatergic synapse; plasma membrane; postsynaptic density.